Molecule: messenger RNA, 4757 nt
Organism: Trematosphaeria pertusa
Lineage: Eukaryota; Fungi; Ascomycota; Dothideomycetes; Pleosporales; Trematosphaeriaceae
Exons: 1
Coding region: 349-4677 (1442 amino acids)
Source: RefSeq, a predicted model, not a curated record
GCGAUCGUACGGCGCCCAAGUCGUCUCUAGGGGCUUUCGGUACGAGAGUUUGCAUGUAGCUGCUUGCUGCCAGCUAUAUACUUUCGCAACGGGAAAUUAGAACCACCUUCCGAGCUAUUGAGAGUAUGAGGCGGAGUCACGAAGGGUGAGCCCCUGACCGUUACGUCAUCCGCUCCCCCUUCCAUAGCGGAAGAGACAGUGAAUUGACGACUUAGAACGUCACACCCGCGCAAUUCAUUCCCGAGCCCUACCUCAUCUCCGAAAUCGGGAGCAUAAGUCUAGCCACAGCCCUAACAACGAACAUUGUGCGCGGGCAACGUCACGUUACGGGAGCAUUCACCGCGCUACAUGCCAAGCUCCAAUCAGCUCCGUGCGCCCGCCUGCCCCACUCCAAUACAAUGCUCGAGCCUAGCCUCACCUUUGUCCUUACCUGCUCCCGCUAACGCGACUCGCUGCGACCUAAGUCAACCCCGACCGCAACGGCGAUUUCAGCAGAUUCAAGCCAAACCACACAUGCACAUCCUGCAUUCUUCUAUCCUCAGCACCACGGCGUCUGCUCCACGAAUUUCUGCGCAGAAGAUGUCUCACCUUCGCGCUGGCCCCGCUCAGCAAUCCAUGAGCGACCAAGCUGUCAAGGAGCUCGCGAUGUCGUGGCUGAAGUCAAACAUUGACGGGCAUGCUGGGUUCGCGACCUCCUUUUCCGGGCCUGUGACCUUCACCAUCCGCGACUCGUCCGGCAACACUCCCACGCUCAAGUUCACCCUCUCAAUCCACCCGCCGCCGCCGACUAUCGACGAUUCCUCGUCUUCUACUCCUCCCCGCACGCAAUUCGCCUGUGGUAGCAAUGGACUCGUCCAGGUGUACGACCCGCUCACGAACUCGCUCCUAUUCUUCAACGAUGGCCCUUUCUCUUGCGGAGACCAGAACUCCCUAGACCCCUGGCUCGAGACCUUCUCGGUGAAGUCGGAGUGGGAUGACGACGCGAACCCACGAGCAUAUGAACGCCUAGAUUGGCAGGACCGGCCGGUGGAAUCAGACAAGGCGGACCUCAAGGCCAUGCUGGAGAAGACAGCUUGGCGGCCUCCUGAGUUCUAUAGCAAGCCCAACGACCUCAGCUACUGGGCUAAGCUGCGGAAGAAGGAUGGCUCGAACUGGCUGAUGGAGGAGCUGACCUGGGGCCGCUAUGAAUCAAAGGGCCUGACCGAUCGCGUCAACAUCCUCCGGCGAAAGGCUGCCAAGCAGGGCGUGUUUCGUCGGGAGUACGAGUUGGAUACUGAGCGGGAGUGGGGAGUGAACGAUGAAGCUCGGCCAUGGCUCUCCGACUCCGAGGAGAAGCAAUUGAACGACGAGAGCUGUGAUUACCCGCAGGUGAACAAGGAUGCGGCGCAAUCAGUAGUGCUACAGGAAUUGCGCGAUGAUGCGAGCCGUGCGAAGCUUGUGGGCUACAAUCCGGUGCCCGCUUGGCUCGACAUGAUUGACGAUGAGCAGCUCGAUGAUGUGAGCCUGUUCAUGGAUGACAACGACGGCAAGGCUGCAGCAGCAGCUGUUAUGGAGUAUCAGGAUGAGACGGGGAAUAGCUGGGAGCCCGGACAGCACAACCGCGAGCCUAUAGAAGCCAUAGGAAAAUGGGUCCGCCCUCAGGUCAUCGGGCAGGACCAAUAUCUCGGCGAGAAGGAAACAUACACCUCAGCUAGGUUGGUUGCUGAUGGCGGCGACGUGCUCACGAACCGAGAGUUCCAUGAGGAACUUGCCUGCGAAGAGCAGGUUACAACCGAUGAAUCCAACUGCGAUUCUCAAUCAGGUGUCACCGACCUCUCCGAAAACGUCGCCGUGUACGUCAAAUCGCUCGUCAGUGCCCAGUUCCAAGACGCCGAAGAGCUCGUCUCCCACCCGCGACCAGGCGAGUGCGAAAAUCGCCAGGACGAUAUUUGCGCUGCCCCUUCCAACACUUCCGAGGUUGACUACAACACAGAGCAUCUCGACUAUCAAUGGCAGCGCAACGAGCUCAAGAAGUACGGUGGUGCUCAAUGCGAGGCGCUCGUCGAGCUCCCAUCAAACCAUGCUCUCUUCGGCCGACUGCCCGACGGCAGCAUCCGCGUCUUCAAGGCGUUCAACACCGCCUUUCAGAUGAAAAACGGCAAGCUUGCCUUCGAUCCGCAAGAGGGAAGACUCCUCUAUGCCUUCAAGAAGUCAUUCAUUGACAAGGCGAAGGACACGACCGGCGCCAAGUUGUUGACCGUGGAGCAGGCCAACGCCCUGAAUUCCGGCUGCUUCGAGGAAUAUCGAGAUAGCUCUCCAAUAUGGAUGGAGGAUCGCGAUACUGAAGAUGUUCCGCUUGAGUAUGCGGACUUUGUCGUGAAACUGGAUCGAUCUACAAAGAAUCCAGUCAUGGUCGUUGAGCGCAAGGCCAUCCGCGCAGACUUGCCGGAAGAUCCCCAUGCCUUCUCCGCGGGUAUCCAAGGCCGGGAAGCCGCGCUUACGCUUGAACUCUACCAGGCGGACGAUGAAGGCGGCAAACGCAAAUCUACGCCUUCCGUUCAUGCGCUUGAAGGCGCUCGAUUCGAGAAUGGUCGCGGACUGUCCCAGUAUCGCGGAAAAGGCCUAGGUCUAGAUGUCAACGAAACACUACCGCAUCAGUCUGGCAGUUACGGCGAAGCUUAUAUCCAGUUUGCGAUUAAGAGCUUAGCGGUGCUUCAAGGCAAUCCGGAAUGGCACGCGCAGGCCGAACAGAUAAUGCUGAGACAAGCGCCAUCCGAGAUCUGCGGACCCUCUGCAUAUGCCGAAGACGAAGCAGAAGACGUGCUGUGGAUCUGGAACAAGCUAUCCCCGCGAACUGAUGGAACACCAUGGACCCUGAGAAAACUGGCCGAGUUAAACGUCUUCCUCCACAAGAACAAUAUUGGCCAUAACCCCUGGCUCGCGACGUUCAAGCUCUCGUUCAUGGACGGCUGCAAAGAUCCCAACGAGUUCAUACAGGUCUAUCGCCAGAUGACGAGCGAGGGAGAUUUCUUUAGGGGCUCUGAGACGGAUCCCCGUACUGAGAAGCUUGUGCGUGCGGCGUAUUUCCUUGCCCGCCGGGUUUGGAGGAGCGAGAGGUACUUCUGCGAGGAGCAACCAGAUUGUAGCUCCUUCAUUCCACCUCCAGUAGAUCCCGAGGUCACUGAACCCAACGACGCCUUCUUCCUCCUGCGCGAGCAACAUCCCGAUAGACUUAAUCCGGCCGCGCGUGUGCAUUGGUGGCGCCACUCUGUAAAGCAGGACGAGCUUCUGCCACACAAUCUGUUUGGAUAUUGCCCAGAUGGAGUCUUUGCGCACAACGAGCUUCGGGGCUAUCAAGAUAGUCGCGAGCCUGGGCCUAUACCUAUUGAAGUGCCUGAAUGGGCUCGUCCCCAAUGCGCAUCGGACUGUGUCGGCUCGGCUCCCGGUUUUGUCAUUUCAACUUCCGGCACACCUCUUGUAAACAAGCUCCAAGUCUGCGCUACUCAUUUCACUGAGACGGAGCAUUGCUGGAUCCUCCUCGGCCAUUGCGACAACGCUGAUGAGCGGGUCCAAGAGGCUAUUGACAUGCAAGUAUAUGAUCCGACUCGCGGUUUGACUACUGCGCAGCGCAUCCUGCAUGACUGGGAGAUGAAGAAGCAAUCGAAGAAUGGGGUGUCCUCGUUGGAUCUCGACCUGUCGUCCGUGGCGCAGGCUAGCAACCAGAAUCCGGCGGAUAGCGACAUGGUGUUUGCAACAGCCUAUCGGCCCGGACCUGCUUGCCCACCUGGUCUUUACGCUUCCCCCCAUGAGCGUUACGAGAACCGGAAGGCACUGGAUCAAGUCUCCGCUCCCAAGCCCACGCAGCUCACGCAGCCCACGCAGCCCGAUGCUCUCCAACUCCAGCGUAGUGGCUUUGCCUUGCCUGCUCUGUCCGCACCUCCAGAGCAAACACUUAUUUGUGAGGAGGUCAUGUCGCUGACUAACCAAGCGGAGGCUUGGAUGCCGCGACAGCCAGUUGCCGUCUCCCCGCAUGAGUACGACGAAGGUCAGGGUAGCGCGAUCUAUUGUGAACAUGAUCACCCAGAUGAUGACAGCACAAGCUCCGGGACCACUAUGACUGAGGUGUCAAUACCGGAGAAACCAGUCACCAUCUUCCCGCGUGAGUAUGAUGAGGGCCUGGUCCAGGAUGAACAUGCCCACCCAGCUGGCAGCACAAGCUCCGGCCCCACUCUAGAACAGCAGCAAGCCGCUAUGCUAAAAGUACUACUGCGCGUUCCAGGCUGGGAAUCCACACCCCUCACGCCCGAGCAGAAAUCCGGGCUCCUAAAGGACCUCCUAGGCAUCGGCCAGCCCCAGCGCUCUUCCCCUCAUGAUUCCGCCUACGCAUCCGGUCAUCGUUCACCGAUCGGUCCAUUCCAGACUGUUCCCGGAUAUCCACAGCGAAACGUCUAUGCCGCUAUAUACGGUGGAAAUGGCGCGGUCUAUGGCGGUUACCGGAGCCACGAAUCGGUGCAGACGGCCAUGCUGCUAGAGAUUCUGUCGAAGCGCGCCGCGACCCAUGAUUCCGGGUACGGGUCUGGUCAUGGCACUGCGGCUGGCCCGAACUAUGGCCCGUACAACCCCCAAAAUGUGCCGCCGUGGCGCAGGGGCUCAUCGGGUACGGAUAAGUUUGGAGCGGAUAUAGAGUCCGCGGAGUAGUAUUCGCCGAAGGGGCUCGGUGGCUGAUAGAUGGCGUUCAUAGGUGUGCAUAGGCGGGGAUCGUCGUUCUUGUUUUGUGA